AUCCGCUCUAUCAGUUGACAUUUGACUUCGAAACGGUUCGGUCGAGUUUUUUGGAAUUUGAACUGAUUCUUUUUUUUAUUUCGUUCGUCUGUUAAGCGUGACGUGAUUGUUGUUUCCAUCGUUCGGCACUGGACAUGGGCUCGCUGUGGCGCUUAUUAUGAACUAAUUGAGUACUCUUUGAGACCGCUGUAAAUCACUGCACAAUUAUUUAGUUCGAGUGUGCGGCAAGUGAAGGAAGAUUUUGUGAAAGAGUUACUUGCAAUCGUAGUUUGCAGAUAGGGUCCUGGUGAUUUGUCAGUGCGUUAGAUUAUAAGCUGUAAAUCAAAAAACAGAGAUUAGAAUUUGUUUGAGUUCAGUGGAAAUUUCAACUGUACAAAGAUGGAUCGAGCACUGCUGGUAGCUUUACCGCUGUGUCUACUGAUGUCAUACACGAUUAGUAGCUCAGUUCUAGUGGCCGAUUACCGAAUGACUAGGAUGGUAGAGCUGAGCAGCCGGGCGCCGUACUGCAAGAUCCACUCCGACCGAGGCGACAUUCAGCGUAUGCUGCUGGCUUUUGACGCGGUAAAGGUGCGACAAGUGCCUCGUGAGUCGGUGAUUGCUCUCGAGGAGGUGUGCAACGAGGCAAGCGGAAUUUCGGGUGAGCUGCAGGGUGGGCUCGGAUUCAUCUACCCGGGGACGAAGUGGUGUGGUCCAGGAAGCAUAGCGGCCAAUUACACGGAUGUGGGCCGAUACGCCGAUGAAGACCGGUGCUGUCGCGAGCAUGACAUGUGUCCAAACAUUCUAGUGCCGGGGGAGUGUCGGAGGGGCCUGUGCAAUCGCGGUGCCUUCACGCGAUCACACUGCGACUGUGAUGCAAGGUUCAGAAGAUGUUUACAAAAUCUCAACACCGAAAUCGCCAACACGCUGGGUGCUGUCUUUUUCAACGUGAUACAGGUGACUUGCUUUGGCGAGAGGCGCCCGUGUUCGAUUUGGCAAAGCAACGAAAUCCAUCCAACGGAUUCCUGUCCCCUGCAGUUCUAUGGAUCUAAUCAGUAUGCGCUCCCGUACGCUCAACCUGCGUUCCGUAAUCCGAUCAAAAGAUCAUUCGACGAAUAUUCCUUUGGAGUGGUAGAUAAACAGCAAUUGAAGAAGGAGUCGUUAAAUUUGAUUUCAAAAAACUUAGUUAAGGAUAUGUUUAUACGACCUAUAAAUGGUUUUAUUAGAUACUACGUUACUACCAAGUCUGUCAUUUACGGUUGAUAGAUUGCCUUGAUAAGAAAACGGUGACUCCCAUAACAUGUUGUUCAAUGCUUUAAAAGUUCUAUCUAGUGUUUAUUUUUGGUAUGUUGUGUUGUGUUUGGCUUAUAGUAAUAAUAUGGUAUGAAGUGAUGAUGUUCAACAACAUCACUGUUCAAUCUAGUCCGAUUUGAUAUGUAAUAAUGUAUACCAUUUUUAACACAAAGCUCCACAUUACACAGAACUUUAUUGAAUGUGUGAUUGAAUAAACUAAAAGCUUAAUUAAUUAAUGUUGCCACGUAGAACGGAGAUGUAACAUGUAGGAUGAAAAGAAAAAAGAAACUAAAUGAGGUGAGGUAUUUCGUAUGAAACAAUCAACUUCAAACUUCAAUUGCUGUUGCUAGAUGCUCAUAUAAAAUAAAAUGAAUUCGUCUAGAUUUCAACUCUAUUCCGUAAAACAUAAAUUGAGUCGGAUUCAAUGAAUCGGAGGCAGAUGAACUAUGUUCACGUUGGAAGUACCGGCCGAGCGAGAAGUACAUUCCAAUUAUGCAGCAAAAAUCACAUAACGGUUAAACCAAGUGCGUGUACGAUUGAAUGUAAAUAAUUCAUAAUUCAUAAUCCCAAGUGUACAGUAAAAUCAGUUUUAUGCAGAGAAA
Wyeomyia smithii (pitcher-plant mosquito) is the source of this 1871-nucleotide messenger RNA. Its product is annotated as acidic phospholipase A2 PA4. Gene Ontology annotation, biological process: phospholipid metabolic process; arachidonate secretion. The record is from RefSeq and is a predicted model, not a curated record. NCBI's taxonomy places the organism in Eukaryota, Metazoa, Arthropoda, Insecta, Diptera, Culicidae. The transcript has 7 exons. Bases 379 to 1239 code for a protein of 286 amino acids.